Ipomoea nil (Japanese morning glory) is the source of this 2721-nucleotide messenger RNA. Its product is annotated as translation initiation factor IF-2. NCBI's taxonomy places the organism in Eukaryota, Viridiplantae, Streptophyta, Magnoliopsida, Solanales, Convolvulaceae. Gene Ontology annotation, molecular function: GTP binding; translation initiation factor activity; GTPase activity. The record is from RefSeq and is a predicted model, not a curated record. Bases 184 to 2382 code for a protein of 732 amino acids. The transcript has 8 exons. Gene Ontology annotation, biological process: translational initiation.
GAAUCUUAAUUCCUAGUUAACCCCAAACAUAAGCUCAACUCCGAAAGCCCGGCAGACACGACAUUCAUAUAGUCUCUACUGUUCUCCACGACGGUAAACACCAUCGCCACCUGAUUACGUUGUCGCCACCACAACCUUAGCAGAUUAUCAAAGCUAUCUCAGGUGCAGAGAUUGAGCAUAUGAAUGGCGUGGAGAAUUGUAGGGAAAAAGGGUGUACUUUCUUAUCUCAAAAAAACAUUGACUGUGACAUCCAACGAGGCAGCAGCCUCAGUAUCCUCCAAUUUUGAUGAAACACUAAAAUCACUUCCCAUUUUGGCUAGAUGUAUAGAGGGAUAUUCCCUAAAUCCAGUGUCAUUGUUAGAAAAUGCCAAUGCUGGGACCAAUAAAAUAUCGAUAAGGUGUCUUCAUGCCACUCCACAAGCACUUUCUGUGAGAAAGGAUGAUGAAUCAUUGGGCUUGAAGACUCAAAAAAAAGGAAAAUUCAAGAAAAGGCCGAAAAGAACUGCCCCACCUGUUGAAAAACCUUACAUCCCUCCUAAACAUAAAAAACCUGGCAAUUCUCCUGAGAGAACAAUUGAGAUAUUUGAAGGAAUGACCAUUGUUGAGCUUGCCAAGAGAUGUGGAGAAUCAAUAUCUGUUGUACAGGAUAUCCUUGUAAAUGUGGGGGAGAAAGUUGAAUCAGAAUUUGACCCUCUCAGUGUUGACAUUGCUGAGCUAGUUGCAAUGGAAGUAGGAGUUAAUGUCAGGCGGCUUCACUCAGAUGAUGGUGCUGAACUCCUCCCGCGUCCUCCAGUUGUCACAGUGAUGGGUCAUGUUGAUCAUGGUAAAACGUCACUUUUAGAUGCUCUGCGACUAACGUCUGUGGCUGCUAAAGAAGCUGGGGGCAUAACUCAGCAUUUGGGUGCGUUUGUUGUCAGCAUGCCUUCAGGAGCAUCAAUCACGUUCCUCGAUACUCCUGGCCAUGCUGCAUUUAGUGCAAUGCGAGCGAGAGGUGCAGCAGUAACCGAUGUAGUUGUGUUGGUAGUGGCUGCCGAUGAUGGUGUUAUGCCUCAAACGCUAGAAGCGAUUGCUCAUGCAAAAGCAGCUAAUGUUCCGAUCGUUGUUGCAAUUAACAAAUGCGAUAAACCUUCAGCAGACCCACAACGAGUGAAAGUCCAGCUCGCUACAGAAGGGCUGCCCUUAGAGGAGAUGGGCGGAGAUGUUCAGGUUGUUGAAGUUUCUGCAGUAAAUAAAACUGGUUUGAAUGACUUAGAAGAAGCUUUACUUCUCCAGGCUGAGUUGAUGGAUCUCAAAGCACGAAUUGAUGGACCCGCGCAAGCUUACGUAGUUGAAGCAAGGCUCGACAAAGGACGUGGUCCGUUGGCUACUGCCAUAGUGAAAAAAGGAACACUGGUUUCUGGGAAGCAUGUUGUCGUAGGUGCCGAGUGGGGGAAAAUAAGGGCUAUUAGGGAUGUGGUGGGAAAAUUGACUGAUAAGGCUAAACCUGCUAUGCCAGUUGAGAUUGAAGGGUUGAAAGGGCUACCUAUGGCCGGUGAUGAUAUUAUUGUCGUGCAUUCUGAGGAAAGAGCAAGGAUGCUAAGUGAAGGGAGGAAAAAGAAGAUUGAACGAGAUAGACUAAAUAAGAAGGUGGCAGAUAGAUUAAAAGAGGAGCAAGAAGAGGAAUCAGAAGAUACAGAAAUAUUAGAGGGAAACAAAGAGAAGUCCAAACGGGUGGAGAUGGCAAUCAUAGUAAAAGGAGAUGUUCAAGGCACUGUCCAAGCUGUCACAGAUGCAUUAAAGAGCAUGGAUUGUCCUCAGGUUAAUGUGCUGAUUGUCCAUGGCGGUGUUGGGCCCAUCUCUGAGUCUGAUGUGGAUUUGGCACAGGCGUGUGGCGCAUGUAUUGUGGGAUUCAAUGUGAGAAGUCCGCCUACUUCUCUGAGUCAGGCAGCAAACAGAGCCGGCAUAAAGAUAAUUAUGCACCGCGUGAUAUAUCAUCUACUGGAGGACAUUGGCAAGUUGAUCGUUGAAAAAGCUCCCGGUACUUUCGAGACCAAGGUUGCCGGGGAAGCACAGGUGCUGGACAUCUUCGAGAUCAAAGGGCGAAGCAAAGCCAAGGGAGAGGAUGUGAAGAUCGCUGGGUGUAAGGUGAUCGAUGGCCGAAUGACCAGAUCAUCAUCAAUGAGGCUUCUCAGAAGCGGCGAAGUUAUCUACGAAGGGCCUUGCGCAUCCCUGAAGCGUGAGCAACAGGACGUGGAGACAGUCGGGAAAGGCUCAGAAUGCGGGCUGGUGAUCAACAACUGGUUCGACUUCCAGGUAGGGGACAUAAUCCAGUGCUUGGAGCAAGUCAACCGAAAACCAAAGUUCAUUUCUUCUGAAAGUGGAGCUGUCAGAAUAGAGUGCUGAUAAUAUUAUCAUCUCCACAUAUAAUUCACAAAAAUCACAUCAUAAUCUAUAGACAGACUCUUGAGCCUGUGCAAUUUUGUUGAGUAGAUGACAUUUUUCUUUAGUUUACUGCACCAAAGAGAAGCUUCAAUCAGCAACUGCUAUAAUUGCCAUUUUUUGUUAGCAAUGUAUAGAUAUUAAUUAUGUGUUUUGUUUUUUCAAAAAUAUAUUUCUAUUGCUUAGUUGGGAAAUGGAUUUGGAACUCCCAAUAAAUGUGGACUGAUUUAGCUUUUGGAUUGUAAUUGAUGAGAAUAUCACACAUUUGAAAUAAGUAUGAAUCCACUUACUAUUUAAACUGAA